GUCCGACUGUCAAGUUCCGAUUUGGUAUUGCACCUUUUAAUUGCUUAACUGCCCACCAAAAAGUAGUCGCAAAAUGCAUUGAAUUCCUCAGAAAGCGACGCAAAUAAACGUAACAACAUGCCUUCAAGGCUUCAACUAUACUCUAUGUCUAUAUAUCCUCAAUUUCAUCCCCCAAAUAUCCAAUUAUUAUCCUCACAUUUGCCUUCUUCUCAACAAAAAAGGGUCAAUUUUCAGUUCUUGAGCUUCUUUAAUUGAGGGAUGGGGAAGAAGAAAGUGUUGAUUCCUGCUGAUGAAGUUGACUUGAGUGCAGUCAAGUAUGAGUAUCAUCAAGUUGAAGCUCCACAUCUCACGGGAUCAGCAUUGGGAUUAUUUCUUAAGCUUCUUGAAGUUCCAAUUAUAGGUCCUAUGAUUAUCACUCACCUAAGAAAAAAGAAUAAAAUGGUUGAGCUACUAAAGAAUACUGACAUUCCGGAGAGUCCCAUGUUUAAACCCGAGUACUCUCCCCAAGAGCCGGAGCAAGAGGUUAUUUUUGUCGACGAAGCUGGCUGUCCUGAGGAGCGUGUCGCAGAAGCCUUAAAGUGCCUCUCUGAAUAUGAUCCUGCAGGCUGUUGGGAAGAUGAUUUGGCAAAAUCGUUUCGUUAUUGGAAGAUACGUGAUUUUGCAUAUGCUUAUCGUGCCAAGCUUGUUACCCCAUCGAUGAUUGCUGAGAGAAUAAUCUCAGCCUUGGAGGUCUUUAAUAAAGAAAAUCUGACCACUCCAUUACUCAUAUCUUUUGACGCUGAGGAUGUAAGGGCGCAAGCAGCUGCUUCUACUCAAAGAUUUGAAGAAGGAAAACCUAUAUCAAUUUUGGACGGAGUAUUCAUGACAAUCAAGGAUGAUAUAGAUUGUUACCCUUAUCCAUCUAAUGGUGCUACUACAUGGUUUCAUGAAGUUCGACCGGUUAAGAAAGAUUCAGUUUCUGUUUCUAAAGUGCGCAAUUGUGGUGUAAUUUUAAUUGGAAAGGCAAACAUGCAUGAAUUAGGUCUUGGGACAACUGGAAACAAUGCCAAUUAUGGAACAACAAGAAAUCCACAUGCGCAUGACCGGUACACUGGUGGAUCUUCAUCUGGCCCGGCAGCUCUUGUAGCUUCUGGACUGUGUUCAGCUGCUCUUGGGACAGAUGGUGGAGGUUCAAUUCGCAUUCCUGCAUCUCUUUGUGGUGUGGUGGGCCUCAAGACAACAUAUGGAAGAACUGAUAAGAGAGGGGCAUUGUGCGAUGGGACUGUGGAUAUUAUUGGUCCAAUAGCUUCAUCAGUAGAGGAUGUUAUGCUUGUGUAUGCAGCAAUAUUAGGUUCCUCUCCUGCUGAUAGAAUUAGCAUGAAACCUUCACCGCCUUGCUUACCGAAUCUGAAGUCUGAUGCCCGAAUCAAGGCUGUAGGGUCAUUACGGCUUGGGAAGUAUACAGAGUGGUUCAACGAUGUGUAUUCCAGUGAAAUAUCUCAGAAGUGCGGGGAUGUUCUAAAUUGGCUUUGCAAAACCCAUAACUGUCAAAUCGAGGAGAUUGCUAUUCCUGAGCUGCAUGAGAUGAGUACCGCACAUGUAGUUUCCAUUGGAACUGAAUCUUUGUGCUCGUUAAAUCCAUACUGCGAAGAGGGGAAAAAUUCAAAGUUGACUUAUGACACCCGCAUCAAUUUGGCGCUUUUUCGUACAUUUUCAGCUACCGAUUAUGUUGCAGCCCAAAAAAUUAGGCGAAGGAUGAUGUACUACCACAUGGAGAUUUUCAAGAAGGUCGACAUUAUAGUAACACCAACCACUGGCAUGACAGCACCAGCCAUACCUUCCAAUGCUCUUAAACUUGGAGAGACAAACUUGCAGGUUUCAAGUUACCUGAUGCGCUUUGUUUUGGCCGCGAAUCUUCUUGGCUUCCCCGCAAUUACCAUCCCGGUUGGUUACGAUAAGCUAGGACUUCCAAUUGGCUUACAACUUCUAGGCCGACCAUGGUGUGAAGCAACGCUUCUGCAUUUGGCAUCUACCAUAGAGGAAUCAUAUGGGAUGACCAAGAAAAGACCAGCUUUGCACUAUGAUAUCUUGAAAGGUACAUAAAUAAUGCUGUUUAUUCAUAAUCUUCCGGCUCUCGAGAGUUCCUAUUUAAUUGCUUCAUACACCUAUUUUUUUCGGGAGUGCGUUGUGUCACGUGUGUUUGCCAGUGCGGGACAUUGGGCUGAUGACCAUGACGUUGUGAUUCUGCCCUUUGCAAAGAUGACCUCCCAAUAUUGUUCAUUGUACUUCCCAUUUAUACAUUAUCAUGUAUUGUUACCAUUAAUAAAAGCAUUUGUUUUACACUUCUGCAUACAAAUGAUUGAAUUUGUUAUUUUGUUUACAAGUUCCUUGCACUAAAAACAAUGAUCAAGGCACUAGAGCUGAUGUAGCGCAACAUAACUUGCCUAUCAGUGCCACAUUCCGAUAAUCCAACCACGACUGUUAUCCAGAUUUAAAUGCCAGUUUUUCAGGGAUGUAGCCUAGGUUUUGGCCGAUUCGCUCAUAUCACUAUAACGACAUUGCAUUCAACACCAUACAAUACACUAAAAUGUAUUGUGCAAAACAAGAAUUACUCUAUCUGACGCCCUGAAUGACCACUUCUAGGAGUAAUUUGACCUAUGCAAUGGGUCAAAUGCGGACUGGGCUCAAAUGAAAAUGUGUGGGAUCAGCUUGGACCAUACAAAAAGAAAAUGAGCUUAAAUGGGCCAGGGCUUUCAAUCCGUUAUGUGGCGUAAAAUGGGUCUUUGGGUAUCCAUGGUAAUAUAAUUACAAUCCUCAUAUAAAUGCAACACUAGUUGGAUAAAUUCUGUCACCAUUUUCUCUAUGGCAACCCUUCCUACCAAGCAAGAAUUACCAUCCCUAUACCAAUCCCUUGCUCUACCUCAAGCUUUUUUGUUCUUUUAAGAUGAAAGUGUAUUUUUCAAUGCCCAAUGGAGCUUAAAAUUCUUUUAGGAUGGUGUUGGAUUUGCUCUAAUCUAUGUUCUAUUUAAUAAAUGGAAGGUAUUUCAUUAUCCUCAUCAAUCCAGUAAAUCCUGCUUAUAGUACUGGCCAGAGUUUAGGGAGAAUGGGUAGAAGUCAUAUCAAUACCUUCAUCACAAAGAGUUCACGAUUCAUUAGAGCCCUUAGCUCGAGAAACGUCCCACAAAAGAAUAUCCUUCAACGUAUUUAUCAUAAAUAAUUCCUAGAAUUAGUAAAAGUAUGACUUAGAAAUUGCUACCCUCCAUGAGAAGUAACGCUAACAUCCGACCACCUACAUCUCAUUAUUAGCUGCAACUGCGGAUGUCAAUUCGGAAAUUGUUAUAAAACUUGGAC
Messenger RNA from Amaranthus tricolor (Joseph's coat), 3330 nucleotides. Its product is annotated as fatty acid amide hydrolase-like. Gene Ontology annotation, cellular component: membrane. Bases 259 to 2082 code for a protein of 607 amino acids. NCBI's taxonomy places the organism in Eukaryota, Viridiplantae, Streptophyta, Magnoliopsida, Caryophyllales, Amaranthaceae. The record is from RefSeq and is a predicted model, not a curated record. The transcript is spliced from 21 exons. Gene Ontology annotation, biological process: N-acylethanolamine metabolic process. Gene Ontology annotation, molecular function: N-(long-chain-acyl)ethanolamine deacylase activity.